GUGGGUACGUGAUUCGUGAUAAGAAAUCGCUCAUGAGAGACGAUAUUCAUAUGAUUUGUGAGCUGCUGGUCAGUUAUAACGCAGGUUGUCGCAUAAGAGACUUGCGCGCAAACCAAUCGCAUCUGAUUGCAGGUUACAUGUGUACGUUACCCCAGCAUGGCAAAGAGAGGCAAAGUUGAUUUUACAAAAGAAGUGAACAUUGAUUUGUUGGAAAUCGGAAACAUUUAUCCGAAAGCGAUGGUGGAAAGCAAAUCACUUUUAGUGGAUGCGCGAACUUUGAAGGUGAUUAACAAACAUCCUAAAGUGAAGCAAACGGCACGAAAAUCAACCAAGAAUAAAUAUCGGUUAAACCAACCAACCCCCUUACAAUCAUCAAGUUGCGAUUCAUCUUCGAAACCAAAGAACCUCCUAAAGCCGGCUUUGAACAGAGAAUCCAUGGGUCAAGGUCUAUUGAACAAACCGGAAGUAUUUGCAACGAAAAAUGUUGAGCAGAAACAAACAGAAAAAACGAAUUCUUGUCAGAAUGAAGGAAAUAUUUCAACCAUUACAAAAACAACAAAGCGUAUUUGUUCAACAGCAGGGGUACCAACCCCCACAAAACUACCCCCUGCGAUAAAGGCCCCACCCAUUGCCCCACCCCCCACCAAAAACCAUUCUUCUACAAAGGCCCCACCUGCAAGAAGAGAGUCUUCCCCCAUCAUGAAGAGCUCGACCCCGGAAACGGUCCCACCCCCUAAGAAGGUCUCCACACUAAAUGACUUCAUGAAGAAUCAUUCCACAAAGGUUCCGCUCUCCAAAGCGAACCCGCCCAUCAGAAAAGACCCGCCCCCUUCAAAAACCCCUACACCAAAGGACCCACCCCUCAAAACUGACCGUAAGGACCCACCCCCAACUAGAAGGAUCCCCCUUGCCAUAAAAGCCCCACCCCCCGACCCAGCCAAACCCCCUAGCCCCCAAACGAACUUACCGCUCACAAGACCCCCCCCAUAGACCCCCUCCCGAAGAAGGGUUC
This is a messenger RNA of Ciona intestinalis (vase tunicate), 1012 nucleotides long. The record is from RefSeq and is a predicted model, not a curated record. NCBI's taxonomy places the organism in Eukaryota, Metazoa, Chordata, Ascidiacea, Phlebobranchia, Cionidae.